Messenger RNA from Phytophthora infestans T30-4, 718 nucleotides. RefSeq lists its product as uncharacterized. The record is from RefSeq and is a predicted model, not a curated record. The coding region runs from base 204 to 500 and encodes 98 amino acids. Lineage: Eukaryota; Oomycota; Peronosporomycetes; Peronosporales; Peronosporaceae. The transcript has 2 exons.
UGGAGUCAAGAGCUCCUACAGUGUAGGUCGCCGCUUGCCUAACUUCACCAAGUCACUUUACUUGACUUACAGUUACGCUUGUGAUCGCUCGAAAAGCUGAUAUGACAGGACAGAUACGUUCGAAGGUGGCACCGCGUAGGUCGUGGCAGUCCGUGACAGGCUUGCUGCUCCAUAGCCGUACGCUUCAUAGUACGCUAGUGACGAUGGAGCACCAGGACAACGUCGCUCGCUUGAUCAGCGAGAUGCCGCGUGCGCGUAGCCCUCGACGACGAACCCAAGAGAUCCAGCACGCCCCACACGCUGCUCCAAUGAUAAAGCCUCUCGCUAAGCCGUUAGUGUUUAGGAAGACGAAGCGCGAACUAGAGAGAGAGCAGCAGCAAGCACAAGCACGAAAACGACUUGAGCGGAUGGAGAGAGACCCGAGAGAGUAUCAAACGUUCGCGCCCCAAGUGUGCACGUGUGUUGGAGUGGAGCUCUCGAAGGACAUCGGAUUCUCUUAAAUCAAGACCUGCAGACCUGCACGCGCAGUCUCGUCGUCGACUGUUUUAAACUCACCGGCUUUGAUGCGACCGAAGGAUCCAAGUGCAUUUCGUUUUGACGUUGAAGCACGUGAGCGCACGGGCUCACACAAACUUUGAAGUACGGAGCGCGAGACUGCCUCAGUAGUCACACGCAUGCUCGAUAAUAAUGACCGUACAAUAAAUUGAGAAACAUUGCA